Molecule: messenger RNA, 6630 nt
Organism: Dicentrarchus labrax (European seabass)
Lineage: Eukaryota; Metazoa; Chordata; Actinopteri; Moronidae
Gene: kcnn3
Product: potassium intermediate/small conductance calcium-activated channel, subfamily N, member 3
Exons: 10
Coding region: 615-3092 (825 amino acids)
Biological process (GO): potassium ion transmembrane transport
Cellular component (GO): neuronal cell body; plasma membrane; neuron projection
Molecular function (GO): small conductance calcium-activated potassium channel activity; calmodulin binding
Source: RefSeq, a predicted model, not a curated record
CUGGAGGCGGAGAAAGAGGGAGAGAAGUUGGAGGAGAGAGUGAGAGACAGAUCCGGGGAGACAGUGAGCUGUAGAUUGAGUGGAAGUCGGUGGAGUCACAUAUUAAAUCUCAGGCUUCACUGCUCAUCUGAGGACUGUUACUUGACGUCCAGCUUUGCGUUUUUUUGUGCGUUUUUUUUCCGCCUGUUUUGUCGGUUUAUGUGGCUGCACAUUUUUUGACGUGCAGCCACAGGUUGACCGAUUUAAUCCAGUCACCAUGGAUUAUUCCUCUUCACCUCGAGUCGAUUGUCACUGACGGGGGAUCGAAAUGGGCACCGUCGAGAGAUCAUCGCCGAUGAUAAAGAGAGAAACAAACUGAUCACAUCAAGUGAGCGGAGACGAAGGCAACAUCUGUGGGGAAGCGACGCACAAUUUCGAGAGACGACCGAGGACCUGUGGAGGGACCUAUAUGAAAGGAGGCGAACCGAAAAGAUGAUGGGAUGGCCGUGACAACAUGAAAAAGAAAAAGUGUGGUGGUCUAUUUUCAUCCAGCCAGUGAUUCAACACAACUAACCUGGGGGACAGGGACUGAGAGAGAAGAGGUAGGAGACAGGUGCGUGGCCUCAGCCGUGACCAUGGAGCCUCCCCCCUCUCUGAGCUUGGCUCUGCUAGGAGGGAGCGAGGAUGAGGACCAGCGCUUCCUCCUUCCACUGGGCAGUAUAUCUCAUCCCUCCACCACUGGCAACCAGCCAGGAUCAAACCACUCCAACCACAUGGGAGGAUCAAGCCUCGACCGUCUAAAUGGCAGCACCCCGUCCCCGUCCCCUGCCACGCCCAACUUGCCUCCAGCAUCGCUCCCCAAGUUGCCCCUGUCAUCCUCUGGAGCCCAGCCUAUGCCCCCACCCAUUCCCAACGCCCUGCACCCCACCAGCACCCCGCUCUCCUCCUGCCUGGGCUCACAGCACAGCCUGAGCGGGGACAACUCCCCGGUCUACAACGCCCUCUUUUACUCCUCCCACUCGCCCUCCAUGGAUCGGGAGCGUGACAGGGACAGAGAAAGAGAUAGGGGCUGCAAACACCGUCAGGCCAGCCCUCUGGUCCACCGUAGGGACAGUAACCCCUUCACGGAGAUCGCCAUGAGCUCUUGUAAGUACACAGGUGGGGUCAUGAAACCCCUGAGCCGCCUCAGCGCCUCCCGCAGAAACCUCAUUGAAUCAGACAGCAGCAGUGAAACCAAAGAGGGCGGUGUUUCAGCUGUUGCUGGGGCAACGGCUGCUGGUGGGCAUGACCGACAGCGAGAAGCCCCUCCUACUUAUUUGGUGGCCCAGUCCUCUGCCAAUCAACCCCUAAUUCAGACCCCUCCAGAGAUUGUGAUUUCAUCCAAAGAAGACUCGCCAUACCCCAGAGGAGGGUAUGACAUCACUGACUCCACAUCCAACCAGAUGUCUAUCUACCACCAGAACCACGCGCUGGUGGAGAGCAGGCGGGCGCAGCCGGGGAGGGGCAGCAGGCAAGGAGGGGUCGGGGCAGUGGGCACAGGGGCCAGGGGCAGCACCUCCAAGGCCCCUAAACGGAAGAACCAAAACAUUGGCUAUAAAUUGGGGCAUCGCAGGGCGCUGUUUGAGAAGAGAAAGAGGCUGAGUGACUAUGCUCUCAUCUUCGGGAUGUUUGGCAUCGUCGUCAUGGUGAUUGAGACGGAGCUGUCGUGGGGCGUGUACAACAAGAGCUCCAUGUAUUCAUUGGCCCUGAAGUGUCUGAUCAGUCUGUCUACAGUCAUCCUGCUGGGCCUCAUCAUAGCCUACCAUGCACGGGAAGUUCAGCUGUUUGUCAUCGACAACGGAGCUGACGACUGGCGCAUCGCCAUGACGAUGGAGAGGGUUCUGCUGAUCGCUCUGGAGCUGCUGGUGUCCGCGGUGCAUCCAGUGCCCGGGGACUUUAAGUUUCAGUGGCGGGCGCGGCUGGCCUUCUCGUAUGCGCCGUCACAGGCCGAGGCUGACCUGGACAUGGUGCUGAGCGUGCCCAUGUUCCUGCGCCUCUACCUCAUCGCCAGAGUCAUGCUUUUGCACAGCAAACUCUUCACCGACGCCUCCUCCAGGAGUAUAGGUGCCCUAAAUAAGGUGCAUUUUAACACACGGUUUGUAAUGAAAACCCUCAUGACUAUCUGCCCCGGGACGGUGCUGCUGGUCUUCAGCAUCUCUCUGUGGAUCAUCGCUGCCUGGACCGUACGAGUGUGCGAGAGGUAUCAUGAUGCCCAGGAUGUGACCAGUAACUUCCUGGGAGCCAUGUGGCUUAUCUCCAUCACUUUCUUGUCCAUCGGCUAUGGAGACAUGGUUCCUCAUACCUACUGUGGCAAAGGAGUCUGUCUGCUUACAGGAAUCAUGGGUGCAGGCUGUACGGCUCUGGUGGUUGCCGUGGUAGCCAGGAAGCUGGAGCUGACCAAGGCCGAGAAACACGUACACAACUUUAUGAUGGACACGCAACUCACCAAGAGGAUAAAGAACGCAGCGGCCAACGUGCUAAGAGAAACCUGGCUCAUCUACAAACACACCAAGCUGACGAAGAAGAUUGACCACUCCAGGGUCCGCAAACACCAGCGGAAGUUCCUCCAGGCUAUACAUCAAUUACGCAGUGUGAAAAUGGAGCAGAGGAAACUCAGUGAUCAGGCCAACACACUAGUGGACCUCUCAAAGAUGCAGAGUGUCAUGUAUGAGCUCAUGUCGGAGCUCAACGACCGCAGUGAGGACUUGGAGCGUCAGAUGCUGUCCCUGGAGCAGCGGGUGGAGCAACUCACUGCCGGUUUCAACACCCUGCCUGCCCAUCUCUCUGCCACCCUCAGCGCCCAGCAUGCCGCCCUGGUCCACUUGCUUCGAGAGAGGGAUUCGAGGGACGGUAGAGGAGGUGGUGGAGGAGGUGCUGUGGUCCCACUGUCUCCAGUUUCUACCUUAACCACAGCUCCAGCUUCAAUUUCUCCAGUCCAGGUCACGUCUCCAGCGCCGCCUCCGUCCCAGGUUCCUACUUUGGCCUUGGAGUCCCCUCUGUCGCCCCCACCACUGAGCCCAGAGGAGAGCCAGGAGGCUAGCCCCAACCUCAACACCUGCACUUCUAGCUGCUGAAGACAGCUCUAAGGACCAGGAGAGGACAAAUAUGGAGAGAAAACAGGGAGAGAGUGUGGGUGGGGGGUGCGGGGUGGGGGUCUUCUCACUUCAGACUAAAGGAGAGGAACAAGGAGGGAGGAGGUGAUCCUCUGAAACUAAUGCUACGAGAGAGGGAUGAAGACGGGAGGAGAAAUAAUAGGAUUAAGAUGGAGGGCCAAUAUGAAUGAUGAGACGUGUUAGGGACUUUGGUGCGGUUUCCUUGAUGAAGGAAGGAGAAGAAAAAUGGAGAUAAAAUGGAGACUCUAAAAGGUGUGAGGGGGAGGAAGAAUGUCAAGAGGGUGAGAAAUGGAGGUAGAGAGGAGGAGGAGGAGGGAGAAGGAGAGAGGAGGAGAAAUCACUAGGAAUAAUUAUAUGAACUCAGAGCUCCUAAAUGGAAUCCACUCCAAUUACUAAAAAAGGCCUUUUAUUCUAUCUCUCUCUCUCUCUCUCUCUCGCGCGCGCUCUCUCUCUCUCUCUCUCUUUCCUCCCCCCUCUCCCAAUCUCUCUCUCCCUUCAUCAGGAAUUAAUGACCAUGACUUUUUAUCCUUAUGAUGUAUUUUCUAUCUGAAUGCUAAUUGUGUGUUAACGAGCAUCCCUUUAACAGAAGGUUCGAUCAAUACGACCACGAUUAAAAAAAAAAAAAAAAAAAAAAACUAGUGGCAUGCACUGCACACACACACACACACACACACACACACACACACACACACACACACACACACACACACACACACCAGCCACGCAAUACAAGUUAACACAGCACAAACAUAAAUACACAAUCUUUCACAAUGCAGGCCCUAUUUACACUCACAGAAAGAAAUUAAUUCAGUAGCCCACAAGAUAAUAUUAUAGCCUAUACUGCCAAGCACUCAAUGCACUGUCAAUCUCCACAGAGCACUGCCAAGCAAUGUAGACACACUGUAAAAAAUGUUCAUCACUUUUGUGGGUGCGAGUUAAUGCAGUAGUUUAGACUUACAAUGCAUAGUUGUGACAUUUUAAAUACUCAGUCGGGAGAAUCGUAAAUGUUCACUGAACUACACAAACUACAGAUGAAGCUGUUGUCAAUCACUAAGGGACGUAAGUCAUCAUAACGUCCGUUUGUGACGAGGAAGACAGUAGCAGAUAAUAAAAUAACCUAACACAACUACAGCGGGACUUUAUUUCUGCAUUUAUUAAAUUACAAGUUAAGUUGAACUGAUGUUUAAGUGUAUUUGUAGGUUUGCUGUACUGAUUUCUCUGGACAGUUUUAUUAUAAAAAAAAGAACCUCUUAAAAUUGACAAUUUAUAGUUGUACGUGCAUUAAUACUGGGAUGGUUUUAGGAUGAAAGAACAGAUCGCAACAUAAACAUUUAUUUAUUAAUCAGGCAUUUCAAUCGGGUUAAUUGAUUUUGAAGAAGAUGUCGCAACUGUUUUUGAAACUCUACAAGACAGAGCCUAGCACAAACUUGAUGCUCCACAUUUGGUUGAGUGUUCUCAUUUCAUGUUAUUAAAUUUACUGGAGUCUAUCUAACCAGAGGUCUGCACUUAAAUUAAGUCAAAAACGUUACCCACCAAUAAUAAAUGAUCUGCUUAUUCUUUUACUGAGACGUGGCUGAAGUCAGUGGAGUCAAAUUGACUUGGAUGUUGUAGUUAUUUAUUGUUUUGUUUUCAUUAAAAAAAUAUACUUAAAAUAGCAUUUUUACAUUAGUACUUUAAUUGACUGAUUAAUUUAAAAAAAAAAUCCAAUAAUUAUUUAGCUGUGUGAUUAUAAGUUGAUGUGAUUAAUAUUUUUUCACAGUGUAUGGUUGUGUCUACGACCCUUCAUAAUGGGAAGAAGACCUUACUUACUGCCAUUCUUCUUCAAGCUUGCAGUCCCAAAACAACGUACUGUUAUCAUGAAUGUAUUCUGUGUAAAGAAAUACACUCAAACACUCUCUCUUGCUUGCUCGAUCACUUAAACUGCCAUGCAGACACAGGAACAGACACCAACACGCACUUACACACAGAUACACACACCUCGACAACCAAAGUGCUCUCUCUUAAAUGGACUUCAAUAAGAGGCAGGGAACGCUGCUGUCACCGGGGACAAAAGAUAGCAGGAGGCGUUGCAGAUAUCUUGACAAUAUUUCUGAGGGAAUAACUGUGAAAAUCUGGGCAUGGACUUGUUACAGUGCUGUACAUGGACUGCUCUUCACUGCUUUAAAACAGAUCAUGGUGGACUACGGAUGAACACAAGGGAACACAAAUAAACCUUAUAAAGGAUAAAUGGCCAUGAAGGAGCAGCUGUUUAUGAAAUAAAUAAAACAUAGAAAGCGAGACUUAAGGUAUAUCUGAGAGGAUUUAUAAUGGUGAUGGGAAAAGAGACAAGCCUACCCUUGCAUUGGAGACAAUAUGAAAACUGUCUUAUAGCGACACGCUGUGGCCGGAAUACUGAAUUACAUACGCUUGGAAUAUUGUAUAGUAUGCUGUUAACGAAAUCUAGCUUUGUAUUGCUUAGUCUUUUCUACCAUUAUGAUUAAACGCAGUUAUAGCUGAUAUCUAAUAUUACUAAACUAUAGUAUUCUUCUCAUUCGUCAUGACAAUUAUGAUAUAUGUAUUAACAAUACGUUAAAUAAUUAUGAACAAGGAAAGUGCCGUUUGAGGUUGAAAUUAUUUUGUAAUUUUAUUUUAUCAGAGAGAAUUAAUAAAGUAUAUAUCUCUAACAUUAUAGCUUCCAUGUUUUUCUGUGUCGCUGUUUUCAUUUGAUUUUUGUUUUAUUUGUUUUAUUUUUUAUUUUUGGUGUGACGGGGCUCACAGUUUAGAUAUCCUUCAUUCAGUGGAAUCAAUUUCCCCCUAAUGCGACACAACAAUAAGCAAAAUGUGUUUCAUUUUGUGCGUCUCACACCGAACAAUUAAUGAACAUUUGGACAUUACAUAAUGUAACAAACUAAUUUUAGAGUUGCUACAGGCUAUUUGGUUAUUUUGUCCGUCAAUGAUGGGCCUAUUUUCAUAUCUCUCUCACUGUAAAAUGAUUAUCUCUCUGUUACUGUGGCCAAUAUCAUUUAUAAUUUGUGACGAAACGCUGAAGAGAGCCACCAUUUUUCCUCGAUGUGAUGGAUAUUUACGUUUUUGGGUUGUCAUGGUUUCAAUAGUUGCCAGGUUACCUGGACACCCUGUUGCUAAGUUACCGACGUUAGCAGCAUCUUUGACGUUAGCUACCCUACCUGUAGCUAAUAUUCAAGUGAGUCGGUUGUCUUUCUUAAAAAUAAGAUUUAAAUGAGAUAAUUGUUUUUUUAAUCUUGUGUGUAAUUUUACCUGUUAAAUGUUGGGGGUUUAAAGGUAGCUAGGUUACGAAUUUAGGCUAACUCUUAUAGUUUUGCUGGAAAACUUGAUAACCCGUUAGAAAACUACAACAAGGUAACCCUGAACCAAACUCUUUUGCUUCUUUGAGCAUGAACAUUAAUCAACAAAUGGAAGUUGGGAUUAAUGACUUUUGAAUGUGUGUGUAAACCUAGUUUUAGUCAAAGUAAUGGAAAAAAUUAAAAAAAGCUGCACUUGC